This is a messenger RNA of Pecten maximus, 1557 nucleotides long. RefSeq names its product ataxin-10-like. Lineage: Eukaryota; Metazoa; Mollusca; Bivalvia; Pectinida; Pectinidae. The record is from RefSeq and is a predicted model, not a curated record. Gene Ontology annotation, biological process: neuron projection development. The transcript is spliced from 9 exons. Gene Ontology annotation, cellular component: cytosol. Bases 42 to 1514 code for a protein of 490 amino acids.
CCGGAAGAAGUGCGGGACAGUGACAUGGAGGUAAAUACAGCAUGGAUUGUGAAAUCAACAACUGCUUUAUUGAUAUCGCUGGAUUUUUGGACAAUUUGGAGUCGGAUGGACGUUAUCAACGGAUCGAAAACAGCCUAAAGGAGUUGACAAACCAAUUCAAAGACGCAUCAUUGAGGGAGAAAGUAAACAAGAAUCAUGUGGAAACUAUAGGACAAGUUUUAUUUAGGUGCAAUGAGAGUCAUGAUAACGACCUGCAAUCAGAAGUCAUCUGCUGUACAACAGAGUGUUUCCGCACGCUACGAAAUGCAUGUGCUGGAUCUAAGAACAAUCAGGACCUUGUCAUUAAAUCAUCUCCUAGCUGCCUAGACUGUUGUGAGACCACAAUUACUCAAUGUCUUCAAGAACAAACAAAUUCUCUCACCAAGAUCACUGCAAACAGAUUGGUAUUGCUUAGGUGUUGUGUCCAGUUUUUAGGAAAUUUAGCAGCUGGACAUCAGGGAAACAGUCAACAAGUUUGGAAACAGCUUUCCAGUAGUUUUAGGUGUCUGUUAAAUGUGGAGGACGACAAACUCACUCAGUAUGUGUGUAUGGCCAUUCACACCUGUCUCCAGGGUGGUGGGGAGGAGUGGUCAUCAAAGCUUGGGGCAGACCUGGACUUCCAACAGAUUUUAUGUCACAUCCUCGGUAUAGUGACCGCCACAGAUGUGGAAUGGGGGAUGUACGUACUGGAGGACGCCAUGACGAUCAAGGGUGUUCUGGAAGUUAUUGAUCAACAGGAAUCGGAAAAAGAAAAGAUAUUUGCCCUAGAAGUGAUGCUGAACCAGCUCAGAUGCAUGUCCGAAUCGGAGGAGCCGAGGAAUGGAGCCCUGGAGGUGUGUGUAGAGAAUGUCCAGUACCUCAGUAAACAGGUGGUCAGCAAUGCUUACAACAUCCUGAUUUUGGCCAGUCAGGACACUCAAAUGACCAAUACUCUACAUCCGGAAGUGAUAGUGAAGCAAAUAGAGGCCCUAGGUGAAGCAACGUCGAACCAUACCAUAUAUGGUAUUCUCCAAGAAGAUGCCGAUCUCCUCACAUCAGCAGUGUAUCUGCUUGAAGCUAUCCACAAGUUAGGCAAGGACAGUAGCAAUGAUUUCAGCAGCGUGGCGAAGCUGGCCUCGGACGACGUGGACACUGACCACCCUGUGUUUGGCCUGAGGAAGGAUCUGGUCAGACUAAUUGGCAAUUUAUGUUUCCGACACAGACCGAACCAGCAGCGGGCUGCUAACCUCAACGCCUUACCUUUAAUAAUGGACCAAACCAACAUCGACAAGAAAAAUCCGUAUAUUACGCAGUGGGCAAUUCUGGCUGUGCGGAACCUCUGUGAGGAGUGUCCUGAUAAUAAAGCGGUUCUCGCAGGAUUGAAAAAGCAAGGAUUGGCGGACAACUCUGCCGUACUCCGGGAACUAGGCAUGGACGCAGAAAUCAAGGACAACAAGAUAUACGUGAAACCCCCAAGUAAAGGAGGGCAGGGAUAGUGUUUGGGGAGGGCAGGGAUAGUGUUUGGGGAGGGCGGGGAUA